Molecule: messenger RNA, 4623 nt
Organism: Panicum virgatum (switchgrass)
Lineage: Eukaryota; Viridiplantae; Streptophyta; Magnoliopsida; Poales; Poaceae
Product: glutamate receptor 2.8-like
Exons: 4
Coding region: 1870-4266 (798 amino acids)
Cellular component (GO): plasma membrane
Molecular function (GO): glutamate-gated receptor activity
Source: RefSeq, a predicted model, not a curated record
AAAAUAACCUUCCAGACUCGGUCGGAGCUUGGCCCUGCCGCCGCGGCACCGAGGCGGCUCUGUGAGUCUGGGGCUCACCGCCGCCGCCACCACCGAGCCCGCGAGGCCGCGACCCCUGCCUCCGCCCUUUGAGCGCCCUUCUGGGGUAGCACCGGAGCCUAUCGGCUGCUGCGCUCAGCUGCUGCUCUCAGCGCCCAUCUGACGGGAUGCAUGCCGUGCACGCCCAAUAGUCCCGUAGUUCCUUCGGGCCGAUCUCAAUGGCGCCGUCGCCGCCCCCAAUAGUCCUGUAUCGAGGCUAAUGCCCACUCCUCCUAAACCAGGAUGCAUCUGCCUCCUGGUUGAGCUCUGCCGGGGGCUCGUCCCCCUUUCCCUGAAUUGGUGACUCGUGAGUGGAACCCCGAAGGAAAAGGUACGUGCUUCUUUCGAGCAAUUGGAUCGAUUCACAUACAACGUGAUCUACCAAGUGAAGGAGCAGGGGCAUGAUUUCACGUGAUAGGGAAAUAGGAAAAUCAAAGAAAAGAUGGCAAUGUCAUGUACUCAUGUCAUGUCUAAGGUUUGAGAAACUAACAGCAGCAGUUGGAGUGCCAGUUAUCAAAUUGGUGUGGUUCUUAGUUACAAAAAGAGUUAAUAGAGGGGCAGUGAGCUACUGAGCUUUGAUACAUUUCAUUGGAGAAGUGGUAAAGAACCAUUGCAAAAGGGAAGUAGAGAACAGAAAAGGAUUGAAAGGAGAACCAAGUAUGGAAGGUAAGCAAGGAAGUAUGUGCAGAGGCACAAGCCCCAGACUGCUGUCAGUACACUAUAAUCUCAUAACAUAUUUAGCUCCAGUUUGCACCCACCCCGUCCAUUUCAUCCUUGAGUAGUGGUCUUAAAUCAAGCAUCCAUCAUUUUUUGGCUUGAAUAAAAAGCCCUUCCACUAUCAGAGCACUAGGACGAUUAAGUCUGAUAUAACUUGGGCUUGGUUUUCUUAUACUUUGUUGAGUAUCCCAGGCAGCCCACUAAUCUUCAAAGUUUGUGUUUCAGUUUAGCUUGUUAAGCCAUCCUAGAAUCAUCCAAUUCCACAUACUUACAUUUGGAGUUUCUUCAAUGAGCUAUAUUUUGUUUAGUUGUCUAUGGCACAACAUAUUGAUUGAUACCACCAAGCCAAGGCAUCAACUCUGCACCCUAUGCUAGAUAUCUUAUCUCUGCUCCAAGUGUUCUAUUGUAGAGUUUAAUACACCGUUCAUCUUUUUCUUUGGUAUCACUGGAAUCGCUGUUGUGGCAGAGCUUCUUUGUGGUUAAGGUGGCAUAGCACCCCCCCCCCUCCUCUGUUUGUGAAGGCAAUAGCUAAUUUCGCUACUUAAAGCAAUUGCUCUAUGUAUGCUAAUCCGCUCUUGUUGGCCCCACUCAAGUCCUUGGCAAGCUCUGCCACUGUUUAUAUACAGCUCCAUUAGCCGUUUGCCCUGCCUAGAAGCAGGCUGUUUUGCCAUCCCUGGUAGAAGUGGACUUUGGAUAUUGAAUUCUACGUGCUUGGAUAGAGUAUAAUAGACCGUAGGCACAUCUAACUGAUAAUAUGUAAGGGCGUACCCAGUGCCGUAGGCUUCCCGCACUGUGCGGGGUCUGGGGAAGGGUUGUUUUUAAGCCCAAGCCUUACCCACACAAAUGUGCAGAGGCUGGGGCUCGAACCCGGGACCUUCCGGUUACAGACGGUAGGCUCUACCGCUGCACCAGGCCCGCCCUUCUAACUGAUAAUAUGUAAGAAACUACUAAUUAGAAUUGACCAAGUUCUUUAGGCUUCAGUAUAUCAGCUCUGCUAACAUGCUGUAAUUGUCAGCAAACCAUAGUUCAGGGAAACAGCAAGUUUGAUGCAUAUCUGAUUUUGGUCAACAUUGAAUGUCACUAAUGUAUACUGUGCUGUGUGCUGAUGUGCUUGCAGCCGAUGAUCUAAUCAGAAACGAUAAGGUGCAAGCAAUUAUUGGGCCUCUGACUUCAGCAGAAGCUGAAUACAUUGCUUACCUUGGGAAUCGCACACUCACUCCAAUCCUCUCACUCGCUCCAGUUUCUGCAGCAUUAGCACCAUCAUUAACACCAUUCUUUCUGCAUACUGCACCCAUUGCCUCCUCUCAGGCCAAGUUGAUUGCUGCCAUCCUUGAUAUGUUCAAAUGGCGGACAGCCAGCUUAAUCUAUGAAGACUCAACAUAUGGAGCUGGCAUUACCCCAGAGCUUGUAUACAUCCUUCAGGGUUACAACACUCGGGUUACAGAUAGUUUAGCUUUGCCCAUUGAUGCAACUGAGAGCUACCUGGACACAUUAUUAUACCACCUCAAGGAGAAUUCCACACGGGUAUUUAUUGUGCACAUGCUCCCAGACCUUGCUGCUCGUGUCUUCCACCGGGCCAGUGUUGCCAAUAUGAUGUCUGAUGGUUAUGUCUGGAUAGCCACCGCCGGUAUUGGCAGUGCAGUGGACAGCCUUGGUCCUGACAGGUUUCAUGACAUGCAAGGGGUUGUCACCUUCCGACCUUAUGUCCCGGCAACUGACCGUGUGAUGAACUUCACUGUAAGGUUCAAGGAGAGGUUCCUGCUGGAGAAUUCGGGCAUUCGAGAUGUGCCUAACCCAAGUGUGCCUCUGCUCUGGGCGUAUGAUACAGCAUGGUCUCUUGCUGCAGCAAUCAAUAAAUACAGUGUGUCCAGCUCAACACCUGGAACUGGAAGAACACUUCUAGGUGCAGUGCUCAACACAACAUUUGAUGGGUUGGCUGGGAGGUUCAGGCUUGUAAAUGGCCAAUUGCAGCUAUCAACAUAUGAGGUUGUUAACAUCAUCGGUAAAAGUGCAAGGACAGUUGGGUUCUGGACACCUGAAUCUGGGAUCUUCAAGAAUUUAAAGGCCACCAAUGAGAAAGGGAUCAAACAAAUCCUCUGGCCAGGUGAUCUAGCAAUUGCUCCAAGUGGGUGGAGCAUGUCUUCAACAGGAAGGCCGCUUCGUAUUGCAGUACCUUCAAGGCUUGGGUUCAAUCAGCUUGUGGAGGUUUCCUACAGCCUGAGAACCAACACUUCUUUCGUCACAGGUUACUGCAUCGAUGUUUUCGAUGCGCUGGUGAAGAACCUACCCUAUCCGGUGGCCUACCAAUAUGUGCCAUCUACUAUUUACAGCAGUUAUGAAGAACUUCUCAGUCUGGUGUUUGAAAAGAAAGCUGAUGUCAUGGUUGGUGACACGACGAUUUCGAUGAGCAGGAUGAAUAAGGUGGCCUUCACAAUGCCCUUCACCGACACAGGGCUGUCGAUGAUCGUUGUACUGAAGAAAGAUUCGAGCGGGAGCAUGUGGAUCUUUCUACAGCCACUGACUAGUACCCUCUGGAUCACCAGCCUUGCCUUCUUCUUCUUAACAGGUUUUGUUGUGUGGGCAAUUGAGCACCGAAUAAACCCUGAAUUCCAUGGCACACCUUGGCAACAAUUUGGCAUCAUUUUCUACUUUGCCUUCUCGACUCUUGUCUUCUCCCACAAGGAGAAGCUGGAGAGCAACCUAUCAAGAUUUGUGGUGAUCGUAUGGGUAUUCGUCGUGCUUAUCUUGACCUCAAGCUAUACAGCGAGUUUGACAUCAAUGCUGACAGUCCAGCGACUCCAGCCAACUGUGACUAGCGUGCAAGAUCUUCUAAGAAAUGGUGACCGUGUGGGGUACCAAAAUGGUUCUAUUGUCAAGUAUUGGCUGGAGGAAAUGGGCUUCCACAAGAAGGACUUGCUGGGUUAUGUCGAAGUAGAGGAGUAUGCUGAGGCCCUCCAAAGGGGAUCAGGCAACGGAGGGGUCUCUGCAAUAGUUGACGAAGUCCCCUACCUGAAGAUAUUCCUGUCAAAGUACUGUGAAGGUUACACCAUGGUUGGCCCAACCUACAAGUUGGGAGGCUUUGGAUUUGCUUUUCCAAUAGGGUCACCCAUGGCGCACGAUGUAUCACAGGCCAUCAUGACACCCGCAGUGCAGCAGGAGAUGGCGUGGAUAGAGAGGAAAUGGUUCGGUGACCCAGGAGCCUGUGAGAGCAAGAGCGGCGGCAUCAACUCGUUCAGGCUCAGCUUCAGCAACUUUGGUGGGCUGUUCCUCAUUACUGGCAUGACCUCUGGUCUUGCCCUUCUCAUAAGCCUUAGCAUCUUCGUUUACCAGGAGCGAGACAAGCUCAGGGCUGCAUUGUCUCGCACCAGGUCGAUGUCGCUGCAGAGGCUGCACACAUGGCUUGAACGCCUUGGCAGCACCGAGCACACCAAGUCAACCAUCAAUCAUCAAGAAGCAGAUAGGCGAGUAUGAGAGGGAUGGCCGCUGGUCAAAUCUGCUUCAGGAAGAUGGUUGAAUGGAUGCUGGCAACGGGGUCAACAAGUAGGGGGUGGAAGGAAAGCAACCAUACUGCACCCUUUUGUUAGAGAACUUGCUUCUUUUCUUGAUCCAAUGGCAGCUGAUACAUAGUUCUAUUUGCUGGAUGAACUUGCUUCUUUGUUGAUCUUAGUUGAUAGUAAUAUAGGAUUCUGUUGUAAGCUAGCCUUUUGUGCUUCAUUGAACAAGGUGUGCUGCUAAGUGCUAACCAAAGACAAUUAUUAGGAGGAACUGGAAUUGUGCAAUCUGCUACAUUUGUCCUAUGAUGGAAAUAUACGGCAUCUAUUCUUUGAA